This is a messenger RNA of Amblyraja radiata (thorny skate), 1236 nucleotides long. Its product is annotated as signal-transducing adaptor protein 1-like. Gene Ontology annotation, molecular function: signaling adaptor activity. The transcript has 12 exons. Bases 67 to 1200 code for a protein of 377 amino acids. The record is from RefSeq and is a predicted model, not a curated record. NCBI's taxonomy places the organism in Eukaryota, Metazoa, Chordata, Chondrichthyes, Rajiformes, Rajidae.
GCACUUAGAACAACUCGCUCAAGUCGUCAUUCGUGAAGAUAGUCCGCUCCUGCUAACUCAACCAGUAUGGCAUCCCCGAGGCCAGAUAAACCCAGAGCCUGCCUUGUCCCGAACUACUACGAAGGUUACUUAGAAAAGAUAGAGAAUAAAAGCCAGAAAUACAAGAGGUACUGGGCUAUGCUGAGAGGGAACGAGUUAUUCUUCCAGGUGACCAGCAGGGAUCCAAUGUAUAUUGAGAAAAUCAAUCUUGAAGACUUCAUGUCUGUGGAAGACGAUAAAAUCUAUAAUAAUAACCGACAACACGUCAUGAUAUUGAAGAUGAAAUCUGGAGACAUAAAGUUAAAGGCAGAUACUUUAGAGGCCCUAGAUCAAUGGAGAAGCUUCAUUCACACAGUUACAAAGCUUGAGAUUUCCAACCAGGUUCUCCUCCCUGGACAGAUUCGGAGACUUCAGGAGGUACUUGAGCAGGAGACAAAACGACGCCGAAUGUUAGUGUCCUCUCCACCACCCCUGCCACCACCACGAUCAACAACUCCAGAGCUUGAUCAAAACAACUACGAAGAUGUAGAAAACGACCGUCUGAGCUGUUUCCAUGAAGUCUCAAGGAUGGAAGCUGAGAACCUGCUGGCAAAAAACAAAGAAUUUGGAAAUCUGUUAAUGAGACCCAGCCGUGGUGACCAGAACCUAGCCAUUACAACACGACAAGUAAUCAACAACAUGGCAAUCGUAAACCACUACCGGAUAAAUUGUUUGGACAGUGGUUACAUCAUUGACAUUGAUGAUGGAAUCUUGUGCAACAGUAGACAGGAGAUCAUCGACUAUUUUAUUCAACAGACCAAAGGAAUUCUGAAGCCUUUAGAAAUACCGGAGGACUACGAAAUUAAUCUGAGUAUUGUGGUGGAAGACGCUGAAAGUGGAGAACUGAUUCAUCAGAAGCUGCCUACAAGCCCAAAAUUAGAAACUAAGACAACACCUCAACAAGUUAAAAGGAAACUAAAUCCAAAGAAGCCUGCAAUUAUCGAACCAAAAACAUGUAGCCUCGACAACAAUGGAAUGGCUAAGGAAAAACCACGAACAUAUCUAAAAAUUGAGCCACAAGCAAAGCCUUCUCAGCCCGUCAAUCUUCAUGGAUUAAUGCAGGAUGUUAACGAAGAGCUCAGCAAAAUGUUCGAGCAGAAAAGGGCAGCAAAUAGUGACUGAGAGACUUCCUGCGCGGGUCCAUUUUCUUUCAUGAAU